AUAGGCUAUUGGUAUAUUUAUGCUAUACACGGAAUCAUGAGAAACUUCAAUGCAAAUCAUAUAACUGGCAGCGAACUUCCACUCACACCAGGAGAGAACUUUAAUAAAACUUCAUUUAAUACCAGAAAUUUAUGUACUGAAUAUCGACAUUAUUUGAAAUGCGAAAAACUAAUAUUAGAAAAAAUAAAACUUCAUAAUAAUGAAAACCAAACGUAUUAUGUGCGGAUAUUAAAUUGUAGCAGAUUGAAUUUGGAAGAUAAACAUUUAAUUGCUGAAGUAUUUGAUACUACAAUAACAUGGCUUCAAUUUGUUCAGCUUUAUGGAAGAGCCAAUGAAAGUACAAAUUUUGAAAAUAAUGAAGAAGUAAUUAACACUUUCAUAAAUUCUCCUUUGAAUGUUUCUUUAAGUCAAGAUCUUAAGGAUGUUUUCGUCAGUGAAGUAAACGUGACUGGAAGUAGAAUUUCACGUUUAGGUAAUAAGAAUAUCAAAAUUUUAAUUUUGUGUUUGAAUAAUGAAACAUACAAUGAAAAAUUUUCGAGGACAAAAUUAUUGAUUAAAUCUGAAAAAAGCUUCAUGAUUGAUUUUGAACGUAAUCAGAAAAAUCAAAAAGAAUUCGAGAAUAAUGGAUCAACUUAUAACAUUCCUUCUGUAAUGUUCCGGAAAGAAAUAGAUUCUUGUUCAACAGUUCCAUGCUUGAACGAAGGUAUAUGUAAAAGAUAUGGAACAAAAUUUCAUUGCGAAUGCAAAGAUGGAUUUGUUGGAAAAUAUUGCGAAACAAAUAUUGACGAUUGUGCAUGGAAUUCUUGUCAAAAUAAUGCCACGUGUAUCGAUGGAGUGCAAAGCUAUAAAUGUUGUUGUUCGCGAAAUUAUACAGGAAGAUUCUGUACAAUUCCAGAACAUUGUGGGAAUAAAUCAUGCAAAAAUGGCGGAACCUGUAUGCAAAACAAAUGCCUAUGCUCUAUUGGAUUUACAGGAGAAUCAUGCGAAAUAAAUAUAAAUGAUUGCAUAAAUAAUGAUUGCAUAAAUGGUGGAAUUUGCAUUGAUGGAAUUGGCAAUUAUACUUGCCAUUGUCCUCCUCAAUAUAUAGGAAAAUUUUGUGAGAAAGAAUUUCGCGAAGGAAUCACAAUGAAAUUUGACAAUAUGAGAGAAUGUGUACCAAUUGAUCACAAUGAAACAUUGGAUGAAAUUACAUUUUCAAUUUGGAUAAAAGUUAAAACUACGAAUUCUGUAAUGGAUAUUUUAUCGUUUAGUCAUACGGAACCAUCUUCAAACGAAAAUAAAAAAGGAAUAAAUGUCAUUAAUAUUCAUUUAAGUACAGAACCGAGUAUAUAUUUUAGAAUGUUUAAUCGCUAUUUCAAACUAACGGAUAAUAAUACUAUUAAAAAAGAGAAAUGGUAUUACUUUGCAUUUACUUGGGAUAGUGAAUCUGGAGAGUUAGUCACAAAAUGGAACACGGACAUUACUAAAAUAAAGAAAUUUGCUCAAUAUAAAAAAUUAUGGCCCGGACAAUUUCUUAUCGGAUGUGGCCUUACGUUACAGUAUAAAAUGGACACCAACUCUGUAUUUAAAGGAGAAAUUUAUCAAUUUAAUAUAUGGAACCAUAUCAUCGAUAUUUUUGCUACUGAACACAUACAACAUGACUGCGGUUUACUCGGAAAUGUUGUCGGUUGGAAUAAAGUAAUUGAUAUAUUUCAAACAAUGUCUGAAAAUUACACUUUGCCAAUGGGUACCAAGAAUUGCACGAAUUCUUGCAAUGAAGAUGACUGUUACUGUUACCGAGCACCGAAGGAUUAUUAUGAAAACUGUUGGAGAAAUGUAAAAACUUGUAAUCCUAAUCCUUGCAAAAAUUUUCAAAAGUGUGUACAAAAAUCAAAAUACGCAUUUUGUCAAUGUUCAGAAGAAUAUAAAGGAAUUUAUUGCGAAAAAAAGUCUGGUUGCGUGGUAAACGGAGUUACUAUUCCUGAUGGUUACGUACUUUCGAAGCAAUGCGAGAAUUGUACAUGCAGUGAAAGAAAAUUGAAUUGCGUGAAGUUCCAUUGCAAAGAGUUAAAUUGCUUACCGAACGAGAUAGAAAUUAUGACUAAUGAUAUUUGUUGUCCCAAAUGUUCUUCAGAAUAUUCUUUCUGUACGUUAAAAAAUAACACAGUGAACACAUUUGAUAAUUUCGUAUAUAAGUAUUAUGGUGUUUGUCGAUAUUCUCUUCUUAACGAUUGCAUGGAUGGACAAUUUAGCAUUUGGUACGAAGACGCUUACGAAAAUAGCAGCGAAAAGAUUUUUUUUGUGAAAAUAAACUGUAUUGAAGCCGCGAUAAUUCCAGAAGGAAAGAUUAAGAUCAACAACCAAAGUGUAGAACUUCCGUAUCAAGAGGAAAACAUAAUCAGUAUCGAGAAAGUCUCGGACUCCAUAAUAAUAUCUUACAGAUAUAACAUAAAAAUAACAUGGAAAUCUUCCACAGAUCUUAUUAUUACAUUAUCUAAUAAUUAUGAAACUAAAAUUUGUGGUUUUUGUGGGAAUUUCAAUGGAAUAAAACAGGACGAUGCCGUUGAUAUGAAUAACAUACCACACCGGUUAAUAAGAAGUUCGAGUAAUGCUGAAGAUUGCCAGGGAAAUCGCAUUGUUAAAAACUUAACUACUGAAGCUAGCUUAACUACUAUGUUAACAAUGACCAAAGAUUACGAGAAAGAAAAAGAUGAAAAACUAAAUUCAUAUUCAUGGCAUUAUAUCAAAAUCGCAUUUUCCAUUAUUAUUUUAUUAAUUUUAAUUACA
Messenger RNA from Centruroides sculpturatus (bark scorpion), 2766 nucleotides. RefSeq lists its product as uncharacterized. The annotation marks the transcript as partial. The transcript is spliced from 16 exons. The record is from RefSeq and is a predicted model, not a curated record. NCBI's taxonomy places the organism in Eukaryota, Metazoa, Arthropoda, Arachnida, Scorpiones, Buthidae. Gene Ontology annotation, molecular function: calcium ion binding.